AUGCGUCGACUUCUCUAUGUGCAUGUAUUCCUAUGCUGCCUCAGUAUGGCUCAUCCCUUCUGUCCAUCCCAGUGCACCUGUGGCUUCCAUGGUCGUAGCGAUGGAGCAGGAACCAGAUCUGUGGUCUGCAAUGAUCCAGACAUGUCUGAUAUCCCUGUCAACGUCCCUGUGGAUACGGUCAAACUUCGUAUUGAGAAAACCAUGGUACGGCGAAUCCCAACAGAAGCUUUUUACUACCUGGUGGACCUACGGUACCUGUGGAUUACUUACAAUUCCAUAAGCUCAGUGGAUAGUGCAAGUUUCUACAACCUCAAAGUGCUCCACGAGCUGAGGCUGGAUGGAAAUAUGAUCUCAAUGUUCCCUUGGGAGUCUCUGAAAGAGAUGCCCAGGCUGAAGACACUGGAUCUACACAACAACAGAAUCACUCAUGUUCCCACUGAAGCAAUACCCUACCUCCUCAACAUUACCUACUUGGAUCUAUCCAGCAACAAAUUAGCCACUCUGCCCUCAGAGUUCAUGGAUAUCUGGCCACCCUUCAAUGGAGCACCCAUCUCCACUAAUGCCUCCCAGAAAGUUUUGUUAGGCCUCCAAGAUAACCCCUGGUUCUGUGACUGUAAAAUAUCCAAGCUGAUUGAGCUUUCCAAAAUGUCUGGCACACCAGUCGUUUUGAUGGACCUAUACAUGGCCUGCAGUGGACCAGAGAAUAUGGCUGGUGUCCUUUUUCAGCGUGCUGAACUUGACAACUGUGUAAAACCAUCAGUCAUGACUUCGGCAACUAAGAUCACAUCUGAUUUGGGCAGUAAUGUUCUCCUGCGAUGUGACACCACAGGGUUUCCAACACCAACUCUUUACUGGGCUAAGUCAGAUGGCUCACUAGUCAACAACACAGUCCAGGAGUCACCUGGAGACGGCAUCAGAUGGUCCAUCAUGAGCUUGCAUGGAAUAUUGUUCAAAGAUGCCGGGAACUACAGUUGCAAAGCUAAGAAUGAUGCUGGAAACGCAGAAGCAACCAUUUCUCUCUUGGUUGCUGGUGCUACCAGUACCACCAUCCUUCCACUGAGGCCUAACAAAACUGAACCAACUAGCCAAGGCACAACAUUUACUCCUCCAACAUACACUCCAGACUCACCCACAAUCACAUCCACAGUUCUUCCAAGAACAUCAACAACAUCUGCUGUCCCUAAGAAGCCGAAAACUACGACCAGCAACAGUUUACUGAAAGGCUCAAUCAAACCAGCAAAAUCCCAGCAAGGAGCUAAUGGGAGAAAGCUUGCAGCAGAUGAAAAGAGCAAGAAAAGUGAUGCAUCAAAGUCUGUCAAAGACCUUAAGAUUGUAGAGGAAACAUCUAACACUGCAGUAUUGCUCUGGACAGCAGAUGACUUACCAAAUGAUACCCCACUCACAGUUGUAUACUCACCUUAUGAUGAGGACGAUAUCAAAAGGACAGUGGAGACUAAUGCUGGCAGUGGAAAAGUAUUCCUAGAUGGACUGUCAUCUGGGAUGAGAUACUCUGUUUGCCUCAUAGCAAAAGGCAGUGCUGCUGGAAAAGAUCCUUGCAUUGACUUCUACACAUUGGUCAAUGUAGAGGAUGGUGGGCAGAACCAGUUUUUCAUUAUCAUAAGUGGCAUUGCUUGUGCUUUGGUUUUGUCUCUUAUUGCAUUGUUGCUCUACAAGAUUCUGGCUCUGUACUGCAAGGGACACAGCCCCGAUUUGGACCAAGAGGAGCUUGAAAAAGACAGCUAUGUCAAGUUUGAGACACUUUCAAUGAAACAAAGGACCUUGAACUCUCGUCCUACAGAGCUUUGGGCAAGGAGAGCGACUCAUGAAUCAGAGCGAAUGCUCCUGUGCUCCAGGUCCAGCAUUGACUCCCAGAUGACGUAUAAGAGUGACAGUUCCCGGUCUGAGUAUCUCUGCUGACACCAAGAGUCCAUGGCCAUUGCUCAAACGCCAUGCUAGUAACACAUUAUAUGAAAUACUUGGUAUAUGCCUUUUAUGACACUGAUAAACUAUUAACUAUGAAAUCAUUUAUAAAUCUUUAUAAAUAUACUAUAUUCAUUUUUACAGAGUGGGGCUGUAAAAAAUAAUUUCCUGUAUUGAAUGAUAAAACACUUUUAUUCAGCAUUUUCUAUCAACUACUUAUCUAUAAAGAUUUAUAUAAUGAUUUAGAAAAGUGUAGAUGACAUGAAAGCAUUCCCUUAUGGUUGUUUGGGUGUUAAAGAGCCUAUGUUAAAAGCCCAAUCAGAUCAGUCAAUGACUAUUGUUAUUCAUGUCCUUAUUUAUUAUGGAGCCUUAUAUUUGAUAAUAUUUGAUGAAGACAUUUGAAUGGUUGUCACUACAGCACGGCACCUUUGUUGAACUAUAUAACCUUUACAUAGUACCAUACAAAGAGCCUGUCCGUUAGCUGUGUGUGGUGUUUUAUGUUAUACCUAUUGCCAAAGUUAAAGUAUCAGAUAUGAACAUUAUGUGGUGGUGUCAAAGAAGACCCAUUAUCCACUAUCACAUUUAAGACAUUGUUACUUUAAGCAUCAAGCUUAUUGGUGCCUUAAUGGAGAAGGAAGUAUGGUCAUGGACAAGAAAGUAUGGUCAGUGGGUUUAAUAGAAUUUGUGUCUAGUGACUCUCAUCUGAUACACAUUGCCAGUUUCAAUAACUUUAUGUAUACAUUUGUUGACAAAUGAAGAUGUACGUUUGUUUUUAAUAAACUGAACAAUAUUUCAAUUAUA
Molecule: messenger RNA, 2721 nt
Organism: Sander lucioperca (pikeperch)
Lineage: Eukaryota; Metazoa; Chordata; Actinopteri; Perciformes; Percidae
Gene: lrit3a
Product: info leucine-rich repeat, immunoglobulin-like and transmembrane domains 3a
Exons: 4
Coding region: 1-1917 (638 amino acids)
Molecular function (GO): protein binding
Source: RefSeq, a predicted model, not a curated record